UUAUUUUCUCGCAUCAAAGAAGGAAGACAGGAGUGGUGCGACCCUUGAUCCGAUUGGCGUUAGGGUUUAUCUUCUCACAUUACUUUCAUUUUCCAAUUUUGAUUGCUGGCGCCAGUACUUCAAUUCGAAUUGCUAGGGUUUAUUAAAUCUUCCUUUAUUCAAUUUAUGUUUCCUUCCUUUCUAUUCUGUUUUUAAAUCUUAGCGACUUCUGUUUCUGAAAACAAUCAAUGGCGAGAAAUUAUAGCGAUUCAAGUGACGACGACCGGAGUAGGCAUCAUCGUUAUGAACGAAACAGUGAGCAUAGGCACAGGGACGAUAAUAAAGACAGGGAUAGAGAGGAACGGAAGGCGGUUAAAGAAAGUUCUGAUGAAGAAGGAGAGCUUGUAGAGAGAGAAAGAGGCGGCGGCCGGCGAGAUAGAGAGAGAAAUAAUGAACGUAGGGAUAGGGAUAGAGAUAGAGAUAGAGAUAGAGUUGAUGAGUAUAAGCGGAGUUCUGAUGAUGAUGAUGAUAAUAAAGAGAAAAGAGAGAGAGGAGAAAGAGAGAGAAAGAGGAGGGACGAAAAUGGGCAUGGAAAGCGAGAAAUUGAGGAUAGAAAUAGGUACAGACAACCUGAUGAGAGGAAAUCAGGGCGAGAUAGGGAUAGAGUUGAUGACAGACACAGAAGCCAUAGAAAUAGAGAAAAUGUUGGCGAGUAUGAGAGGCAUAAGGAGAAGAAGAAGAAUAAUGAACAGAUAGAGGAUAGUAGAAAAGAAGUCGAAGAGGUAAAACUUCGGAAAACAACGUUAGAAGGAGGGAAUUUGAAUGCUGAAACUCCUAAUUUGGGUAAGAGUGGAGGUGUUUAUAUUCCUCCUUUUAAGUUGGCUAGAAUGAUGAAAGAAAUAGAAGAUAAAAGUAGUACUGAGUAUCAAAGAUUGACGUGGGAUGCUCUCCGGAAGAGUAUCAAUGGCCUUGUGAAUAAGGUCAAUGCUACAAAUAUUAAAAAUAUUAUUCCCGAAUUGUUCUCUGAGAAUCUUAUUCGAGGAAGGGGUUUAUUUUGUCGAUCCUGUAUGAAGUCUCAAAUGGCUUCUCCAGGAUUUACUCCUGUGUUUGCUGCUCUGGUAGCUGUUGUCAACACUAAAUUUCCUGAAGUGGGUGAUCUUUUGUUGAGGAGGAUAGUAUUGCAGCUCAAGAGAGCAUAUAAACGGAAUGACAAGCCUCAAUUGCUAGCAGCUGUUAAAUUUAUCGCACAUUUGGUGAACCAGCAAGUGGCUCAUGAGAUUAUUGCUUUAGAGCUACUUGCUGUUUUGCUGGAGAAUCCCACAGAUGAUAGUGUUGAGGUAGCUGUGGGUUUUGUUACAGAGUGUGGAUCUAUACUUCAGGAUGUGUCACCAAAAGGCUUGGAUGGUGCUUUUGAGCGAUUUCGUGGGAUUCUUCAUGAAGGAGAGAUUGACAAGCGAGUGCAGUUUUUAAUUGAGGGCCUCUUUGCAAUUAGAAAAGCCAAAUUUCAGGGGUACCCUGCUGUUCGUCCAGAACUGGACCUUGUAGAGCAGGAGGACCAGCUGACACAUGAGAUAUCGCUCCAAGAGGACAUAGAUCCUGAGAUCACCCUUGAUAUUUUUAAACCAGAUCCUGAUUUCCUUGAGAAUGAGAAGCGAUAUGAAGAAUUGAAGAAAAGCAUCCUUGGUGAGGAGUCUGAGGAUGAAGAAGUUUCUGAUGCUGCUUCAGGUGAUGAGGAUGAGGAUGAUGAUGAAGAAUCUGAGGAAGAAGAUGAAGAGCAGAUGCAAAUAAAAGAUGAGACUGAAACUAACCUUAUCAAUUUACGCAGAACAAUUUAUUUAACCAUCAUGUCCAGUGUAGAUUUUGAGGAGGCAGGGCACAAAUUAUUGAAAAUUAAACUUGAGCCAGGACAAGAGAUGGAACUAUGUGUCAUGCUUUUGGAAUGCUGCAGUCAGGAGAGAACAUACCUGCGUUACUAUGGUCUUUUGGGUCAGAGAUUUUGCAUGAUUAACAAAGUCUACCAGGAAAAUUUUGAUAAGUGCUUUGUUCAGCAGUAUUCCAUGAUUCAUCGACUGGAGACAAAUAAGUUGCGUAAUGUGGCAAAGUUUUUUGCACAUUUACUUGGAACAGAUGCUCUGCCUUGGCAUGUGUUAGCUUAUAUCCGCUUAACUGAAGAGGAUACCACUUCUUCUUCUCGCAUUUUUAUCAAGAUUCUCUUCCAGGAGUUGUCAGAGCAUCUUGGCAUCCGUACCUUGAAUGAGCGCCUUACAGACCCGAAUAUGCAAGACUCAUUUGAAUCAAUUUUCCCAAGAGAUAAUCCUAAGAAUACGCGCUUUUCCAUUAACUUCUUUACAUCCAUUGGGCUUGGUGGCAUCACUGAAAAUUUGCGCGAGUACUUGAAGAAUAUGCCACGGCUUAUCAUGCAACAGCAAAAACCUGUGUCUGUAUCUGAGUCUGAAUCAGAUGAUGAAUCUGGAAGUUCUAGUUCAUCUGACUCGGAGUCCGCUAGCUCUGGAUCAGAAACAGAGUCGGAUUCAUCAAGUUCUGAUGAAGAUGAAAGACGCAGGAAGCGAAGUAGAAGUGAUAGGGAUGAAAGAAGCAAGAAGCAAAGUAAAGGAAGCCAUAGGGAUGAAAGAAGCAAGAACCAAAGUAAAGGAAGCCAUAGGGAUGAAAGAAGCAAGAACCAAAGUAGGAGAAGUGAUAGGGAUGAGCGAAGCAGGAAACAAAGCAGGAGGGAUUGAGAAGACAUCUAUUGCAAGGGUUGUGGAAAUUUCAAGGCAUGUCUUGGAAAUGGAGGAUUUUUAUUAGAGUGCUGUUUGAAGUCACUGCGGCCAUUGGCUGUGGUAAUUAGCGGCUAAGAAUACUGAUGUGGAGUAACAAGUACUUUGAAGGAUAUCGAAUCUGGUCUGAGUGUCCUUUACCCUGAGGACCGUGUUCAUUGGUUUGUAUUUCAGCUGCAGCAACAUCAGAACGAGGAAGGUGUUUCAAUAUGUUCAAGUGCUUUAUGAUGUACCCAUCUAUGUGGAUUAUUCUAUUUAUUCUAUCCUCUCCCUGGGCAUGUUGCUUUAAAUCGACCAUUGUAGUUCAAGUCGGGUGUUUUGGGGUGAACCAAGUGAGGCUGAAAACAUGGUUGUCAGCAUAUUUCUGUCCAAUCCUUCUUAGUAUCUUAUAGGUAGAAAUUCUGAAUGACAAGUCUUAGGCAAGUCAAGUUUGUUCUUUUGUUUGUUGUUUAAUCUGAGUUCUUAGCAGAAGUGUGGCAAAAAAAUAUUUGAUCUGGUUCAGACUCUUGUCACAUCAAUUUGUAAUAUUAGAGCUUGUGCUAUUUUAAUAACUGAUCCGGAUCUUUGAAAUGCAUAAGAGACUAUGGCUUUAA
Messenger RNA from Ricinus communis (castor bean), 3349 nucleotides. RefSeq names its product pre-mRNA-splicing factor CWC22 homolog. Gene Ontology annotation, cellular component: catalytic step 2 spliceosome. Gene Ontology annotation, biological process: mRNA splicing, via spliceosome. NCBI's taxonomy places the organism in Eukaryota, Viridiplantae, Streptophyta, Magnoliopsida, Malpighiales, Euphorbiaceae. The transcript has 8 exons. The coding region runs from base 228 to 2717 and encodes 829 amino acids. Gene Ontology annotation, molecular function: RNA binding; protein binding. The record is from RefSeq and is a predicted model, not a curated record.